CCAAGCUGAGUUGCCGUAGUGCGUCACAUGUUGACUAGGACUGCCAGUUGAUGCAACCGAAAGCUUAAACAGUUUUAGAGAGUCAAAGGCCAACACGAACAAUUAUUAAGAAAAUGAUGCUGUUAUUAUCGGUACUCUGUAGUUUGCACUGACAUGUCUUAACAUCUCCGUUUAUUGUUGGAUAAAACACACGUGUUAAUGUUGUAUUUAUUCUGACAAGCUAAUGUAGCUAGCCUGUUUGCUAGCCAGGAAGAGUUGACAUCUCACUGUUGGCUUCAGGUUAGCUAACAGUCAACAUAGGAGCUAAUAUUAAGAGAUGCGGCUAAAGGACCCCUUCUCUUUGAAAGCCGCCGAUAUGACUAAGCGGACUAAUAAACCGAGGAAACCUCGAGAUGAGGAGUCAUCAGAUGAAGUCAGCGGGUUGACAUGCCAGCAUGUGAGUAAAGCAGUGGACCUGAGCUCAGUGAAGAAGUCGGUGCUCUCCAACGUGUGGGUGGUGUGCUCUGAGUGCCUUAAGGAGAGGACCAUGAUCGAUGAAGAGCCAGCAGCAUCCCAUGACAUCCUUGUGUGCUUAAAGUGUGGCUUCCAGGGCUGUAACCAGUCUGGGGUCCAGCACUCUGAAAAGCACCACCAAGCUUUCAAUCCGGAGUCUCACUGCAUCACCAUCAGCCUGAGCACGUGGAAGGCCUGGUGUUAUGAAUGUAAUGAGGAGCUCUCCACUCACUGCAACAAGAAGGCUUUGGCUCAGACGCUGGACUUUUUACAAAAGCACUCCGUCAAGGCUACAUCAGGAGCAUCACCCAAAAUCAUCAAGCUGCAAGAGGAUCCAUCAGAUUAUGCCGACUCGGCCAAAGGCAAGAGUCCUGCCACCAACAGCACCUUGGUCCCCGUCAAAGGCAUAAACAACCUUGGGAACACCUGCUUCUUCAACGCUGUCAUGCAGAACCUGUCUCAGACACACAUGCUAAUCGACCUCAUCCAGGAAGUGAAGGAGAAAGGCUUCAAACUGAGGAUCAGCCCCACUGGUGAAACCAAUGUGGGUCCGUUGACAGUAAUGCUGCCCAGCCCAGAGCCCCUGACGGCGGCCAUGUUUGUCUUCCUCCAGAGCAUGAAGGACCCAGGGAAAGGCCCGGUCAAUCCCAAGGUCCUCUUCAACCAGCUCUGCCAGAAGGCUCCGCGCUUCAAGGGCUACCAACAACAGGACAGCCAGGAGCUUCUGCACUACCUCCUGGACUCCAUACGAGUAGAGGAAACUAAAAGGGUGAAAGCCGCAAUUCUGAAAGCCUUCAACAAUCCCACAGAGAAGACAGCAGAUGAGGACACUAAACGCCAAGUUAAAGCGUACGGAAAGGAAGGCGUGAAGAUGAACUUCGUUGACCGCAUCUUUGUAGGGGAGCUGACAAACACGAUCAUGUGUGAAGAGUGCGAGCAUAUCUCCACAGUGAAGGAGGCUUUCAUAGACAUAUCUCUACCCAUCAUAGAGGAGAGGAUGUCAAAACCAUCCAACCCCAGUAGGCUAGGAAAGGUUGUCCGGGAGCAGGAGGCCCAGAUGACGCACAGUGACCAGAUUCAGUCUGCAGCGCACUCUGUCAACAGAAACACCAAGAAGCUGGGUGCACAGAAGCAGCAGAGCAGGAGGUCUUCAAGUUCUGUGGAAGAGAAGGGAGCAAGCUGCAGUUUGGAUCGGCCGGAGGAGGAGGGCAUAGCUGCUGGAUCCGCCCGCGGGAUCUCUGUUUGCAAGAUGGCCGCCGCCGGCAGCCUAUCAGACGGCAGUGAGAGAGACUCUGGUCCUCAGGACAGCAGCAAUGACGCUGACAGCGAGGCCUCAGAGAGCGAGUGGGCCCCGCGCAUCUCCUCCAGCCACAGCCACGGACACAUGACCACCCCGUCGUCCACCUCCACCCUCACUCCAUCCCCUACGCCCGCCUCCUCCACCUCCCCCUCGCCUUCAUCCACAACGAAGCAUGGCAGCGCUGUGGAGCAGCUAGUUACCGCCGUGUCCAAAGUCAACCUCGGCUUCACCUCCGGGGACUGCUCCCCCCCCACACACUGCUCUCCAGAGGAGGCCUCUAACCUCCACCAUCAGCACCACCAAGGGGCGUUCCAGGCGCUUUCCCAAAGUUACACACCCAGCUCCAAGGAGUGCUCCAUCCAGUCCUGCCUCCACCAGUUCACCUCCGUGGAGCUGCUGAUGGGCAACAACAAGCUGCUGUGUGAGAACUGCACCGAGCGCAGACACAAACAGCUGCGCAAGAGCAGCUCCGCCGACAAGAAGAUGGAGAAGAUUUACACCAGUGCUAGGAAGCAAAUACUCAUAUCCUCGCUGCCUCCUGUCAUCACAUUACAUCUGAAACGCUUCCAUCAGGCAGGAAUGAACUUACGAAAAGUGAACCGCCAUGUCGAUUUUCCCCUGAUCCUGGACCUGGCUCCAUUCUGCUCGGCCUCCUGCAAAAGCCUGGCAGCCGGUGAGCGUGUCCUCUACAGUUUGUACGGGAUUGUGGAACAUAGUGGAUCAAUGCGGGGGGGCCACUACACUGCUUAUGUAAAGGUGCGCGCUCCCCAGAGGAAAAUGGAAGCGCACUACAGGAACCUGUCAGGUGCGAGGGAUGCCGGCAGCAGCUUCCAGGGCCAGUGGGUGUACAUCAGCGAUACCACCGUUCAGACGGUACCAGAGUCAAGGGUACUCAACUCUCAGGCAUACUUGCUCUUCUACGAGGAACUCCUGUAAUGUAAACUCCCUAAAAAGUAUUUUUCCCUAGAUCUCCUUUUGUUUUUGGUACACGCCUGUAAAACUCCUCAUACUGUUUCUGUGAGAAGCUGGACGAAAGAAAAAGGGACUUUACACUUACUCGUCUUGGUUGAGGAACGACUGUCUCAAUUGAAAUCACACCUCUUAAUAUCUUACAUAUAUAAAAGAUAAACAUUAUGUUAAAGUGAUUAUUUUCUUAUUUUCAUUCAUGUUUCUUACCCUUUAAAGAAAGGUCAGAGAAAAAGAGUAUGACUGAGCCUGAGCUGUUCUAAGUGUAUCGUCUAUUUCUGUCACAAUCUCGUGCCGGAGAUACUCACUGCAAAAAGGAGGUUUUUUUACAUGUCACAAACAGGAAAUAAGCAGAAUGAUCGAAUGCCAAACUGCAUCAGCUUUGAGUAAUGGAUGGUAAGUGUGUGUGAUGAGUGAAUGAGUGAGUAAGAGACAGGAGAAUGUAGGUCUUAGGUGCUAUGUGUAUCAUUUCAUUAACCAUUACUAAGGUAAAUGAGAAUUAGCAUUAUAACUGGUGUAAUUGCCAAACAACCAUCAAGAAGAAGAUGGGCAUGUUUCAAAGAAUCAUCAUACAGAAACAAAUAUAUUUUAUUGCAUUGCUCAGAUUUAUCCCGAAUUUAUGUUAAAAUAACUUAGAUAUUCUCUGAGAUUCAUGUGGUGAAAUUACAACGAACAUACAUGAAUAUUCUCUGAGUGGUAAAAGUAUGACAAAAAUUCACAGUUUUCUUCCAAAUUAUAGCGGUUUUACAGUAUUUAUUUAUAUAUUUGAAUGAUUGGAAAUGUAUUUACAUUUAUACGUUUUGGCCCCCCCAAAAAAAACAAUUGAUCAUGAGUCUUACGUUGUGAAGGAAUCAGAAUGCAGGAAACAGCUGCAAAAUGUAAACCAUUUUAUUGUGCAAACUAUGCAUACCACAUAACAACUAACAACAAAAGCACUGUUUGGAAAUGUAAACAUAUCCCCCCUUCUCUGAAACUGCAGUGCACAUUUGAAAUCCUUAUCUUAUGAUUGACCUUCAAACUUAGGUUCAGAAUAACGGGGACUUGUUUCACUGCCGCACCGCUCGAGCGCCCUUCGCCACUUUUUCAAUGGUAUUGCGGUAUAUGAAAAUAUCAUAUGGUAUAAAGUUCACAGUAUUCGGUAUGAAACCUUAUAUAACCCAGCACUAGGUAAAAGCUCACAAAUGUACUAGAAAAUAACCUGAAUAUUUCUUUAGAUUAAAAUGUAAAAUUUAUGACUAAAUCCUAUUAUUUGAUUAAGUCAUCUUCUGACAGAGUUAAUGUGAAAUAAAUGCGAACAUAUAAGAAACUUAAACCUAAUAAUACAGCACCAAAACGGCUACUUAUCAUAUUAGCUGAUAAUGAUAACAAGAUUAUACAAGUUUACAUCAACAUAGUGGUUUAAAAUGUUACACAUAGCACCUUUCUAAGAACAGCACAAGUUAUUUUACAGCCUCAUUUUAAAGGAUUGUUAUUUUGUUUACAUCAGAAUGUAAAAAUGUAAGACUAUCAGUAGAUUACAUUUGCCAAAGACAAGUUUUGCGACGGAGUUGGAGCAGAAGAACCGAACACACGAGGACUUCACACGCUUUCUUUAACGUCAGUUAAUCCAAGGUCCUUGAGUGUUGCACAAAAAGAAAACAUACUCAAUGUUUGUCAGACCAGCCGAGCAACUUGUGUGCCUUCAUUGUACGGUACUUCUACUGUGUAGGCGCACUCACAAACCUAUUAGGAUCAACAAAGAAGCAGUGACUAUCCUUAAUACUUUAACAAAAAUAACCAUUCAAAAAAACACAAUCUUAAGACUUAUCUAUAAAAAAAAACAUUGUUGCUGUAAUGUGCAUGGGUAAAUGUUCUAAAUGAAUGUAUUCCUGAAAUGUCUGUCAAAUGAGCUGCUUAUCUUUUUCUAUGGAAUGAUAGGAAAUGGAAAGGGUUGUUCAUCAGUUUCCCAUUCUUUUAUUUUGAAAAACUAGAACUCAGUGCCUGUGCUUCAGGUUAAAGAAACUCAUGCAUGGUGAGAAGACGAACAUAUGUAUCGUGAAAUGCAAAGAGGGAUAUUUAUGUACAGUAUAACUGUAAGCAAAAACAAUAAGGAGGUAUAUGUAGUUGUUCAUACAAUACAGAAUCAUGGUGCUUUAGGCGUGCAGGGUUUUUCCUCGAGGCAAAGUUUUGUUUCCAUUCAAUUUCAAUUAUGAGACAUUUGGAAUGAGUAUAACGACAUACUGUAUCAAAAUAAAUCUAAUUUAUGAACUGGA
Messenger RNA from Gymnodraco acuticeps, 5010 nucleotides. RefSeq names its product ubiquitin specific peptidase 45 (gene usp45). Gene Ontology annotation, molecular function: cysteine-type deubiquitinase activity; zinc ion binding. Lineage: Eukaryota; Metazoa; Chordata; Actinopteri; Perciformes; Bathydraconidae. The record is from RefSeq and is a predicted model, not a curated record. Gene Ontology annotation, biological process: protein deubiquitination.